Molecule: messenger RNA, 2322 nt
Organism: Cynocephalus volans (Philippine flying lemur)
Lineage: Eukaryota; Metazoa; Chordata; Mammalia; Dermoptera; Cynocephalidae
Gene: HASPIN
Product: histone H3 associated protein kinase
Exons: 1
Coding region: 1-2322 (773 amino acids)
Biological process (GO): protein phosphorylation; intracellular signal transduction; mitotic cell cycle
Cellular component (GO): cytoplasm; nucleus
Molecular function (GO): histone H3T3 kinase activity; ATP binding
Source: RefSeq, a predicted model, not a curated record
AUGGCGGCGUCACUCCCGCGACACGGUAGCCGGCUGUUCCGAACGUAUGGGGCUGCGGCUGGCGGCGGGCCGCGGCGAAGGCCGCGCCGAGCAGCAGCGCAGUGGUUCCCGCCGCAGGACCGGAAGCAUUUCUGCAGCAGCAGCGGCAGCAGCGACGCCAGCAGCGGCGGCCCCUCGCAGUCGGUCGCUUCCGAGGAUCCUGACGACCCUGACUUCCCCGGAAGCCCGGUGGGUCGACGGCGGAGGCGUCCUGGGGGCCGCGUGUCCAGGACACGGUCGAGUCUGACCGUGACCCCAAGACGCCUGAGGCUGCGAUCUCGGCCCCCGCAGAAGUGCAGCACCCCCUGCAGCCCGCUCCGAACGCCGCCCUUCUCCAGCCGCAACCCCGGCCGCCGCAACCCAGGCCGGCCCAGCGCGGACCUCAGCGUGUGCAGCCAGCCCAAGGACACAGACGAGCUGGGCACCAGUGCCUCCCUCUUCAGCUCUCUGGCCUCGCCCAUCCCCGGGUCCCUAGCGCCAAGGGACAGCAGCCCCGGCCCCUCCGCCUCUCCAGCAGCCUCCCUGAACCAAGCAUCUCUCGCCUGUUCCCAGGAGGCAGCAACAGGAGGAGGCAGGUUCGCCGGGAUGGCCCACCAAGCCCGUGCCAGCUUCAGGUCAGCUCUCUUUAGCCUUGUGGACUUAAGAACCCCUGAGGAUUCUGAGUUUGGGGCAGAUGGGAAGAAUGUAAGGGAGUCCCGCUCUGAAAGGGAACUGGUGGGAAACAGUCUGGAGGCCCCAGGUCUAUCAAGCACCCGAAAGAAGAGAGCCACAGACCAGGACUCUUGUCAAGAGAUUGGGUCCCAGGGGGCUUUCCGGAUAAAAUACAAGAAGGCCAGUGGUUUCGAGGGCUGUAUUGAACCUGGUAAAAUCGACAGGCCUGAGAGAACUGUGCCACGACGAAAGAGGAAACAUCAGGAGGCAGUGGAAACCUCCCUCCUCCAUUACCGCCAGUUUAAAAAGGGUCAAAAGAUGGGGAAAGAUUCAUUCCUCACCCAGGACCUGACUCAUUUACAGAAUGCCUGCUCUUGGACCCAAACCAGGGCAUCCUUCAGUUUCCACAAGAAGAAAAUUGUGACUGAUGUGUCAGAGAUGUGCAGUAGCUAUACCGUUGCCAGUUCUCUCUCUGCAUCCUUCAUAUCAGAAUAUUCAAACCCUCCUGUCAUGAACAGAACAAAUAGUGCUCUGUCUCCCUGGCACUCCUCUUCCUUGUAUUUGCUAAGCCCCUUAAAGACUCUACAUGUUGCAAAUAAAAAGGUAUCUGAUGCUGAAAAGGUUUAUGGGGAAUGCAAUCAGGAAGGUCCUAUCCCCUUUAGCUAUUGCCUUUCAACAGAAAAACUGGAACAGUGUGAGAAGAUUGGGGAAGGGGUGUUUGGCGAAGUGUUUAAAAUAAUUGUUGAUCACACACCUGUAGCCCUAAAAAUCAUUGCUAUUGAAGGACCAGAUUUAGUCAAUGGAUCCCAUCAGAAAACCUUUGAGGAAAUCCUGCCAGAGAUCAUCAUCUCCAAAGAGCUGAGCCUCUUGUCUAAUGAGGUGUGCAACCACACAGAAGGCUUCAUUGGGCUGAACUCAGUGCACUGUGUUCAAGGGUCUUACCCUCCCUUGCUCCUCAAAGCCUGGGAUCAUUAUAACUCAACCAAGGGAUCUGCAAAUGGCCGGCCUGACUUUUUUGAGGAAGACCAGCUCUUCAUUGUGCUAGAAUUUGAGUUUGGAGGGACUGACUUAGAGCAAAUGAAAACGAAGUUGUCCUCCAUGGCUACUGCAAAGAGCAUUCUACACCAGAUCACAGCAUCCCUUGCAGUGGCAGAGGCAUCGCUACACUUUGAGCACCGAGACUUACACUGGGGGAAUGUGCUCUUAAAGAAAACCAGCUUCAAAGAGCUCCACUACACACUCAACGGGAAGACAAGCACUAUUCCCACCUGUGGGCUGCAAGUCAACAUCAUUGACUACACCCUGUCACGCUUGGAGCGGGAUGGGAUUGUAGUUUUCUGUGAUAUUUCCAUGGAUGAGGACCUAUUUACAGGUGAAGGUGACUACCAGUUUGAGAUCUACAGGCUCAUGAGGAAGGAGAACAACAACUGCUGGGGUGAAUAUCACCCUUAUAAUAAUGUGCUCUGGCUACAUUACCUCACAGAUAAGAUUCUGAAACAAAUGACCUUCAAGACUAAACGUAACACCCCUGCCUUGAAGCAAAUGAAGAAAAAGAUCCAGCAUUUCCAUAGGACAGUGCUGAACUUCAGCUCUGCCACUGACCUGCUCUGCCAGCACAGCCUAUUUAAGUAA